AUGGACGCUCCUGCUUCCUACUCCCAUUCGGGACGAGCCAGCAAAAGAAAGCGAGAGUCAUCAGAUCUUGAUGAGAAGCCAGCUGGGACACCAGAAAGCUCCACACAAGCGACUCGUUUCUCAAAACGAACACCACCCAGGGAGGCAAAGGUUAGACCUCACCGAGUCCCUACAAAUUCGAUCGAUAAUGCAUGUUCGCUGACCCGUGACUUGGCCGAAAUUCUGCAAGAAAAGCCCUCUUUGGCGUCCUCUGCUGUCGACCUCCUGGACCUCUAUUUGUGUCUGUGGGAGUGCUACAUGAUCAAGUCUGCCGGCAAAAUACGCUUGGAAGAGGAGCGCCGCUUCCUGCAGAACUCCAACGAAUGGCUGGUGAAAGAAAACGAAAAGCUCCAUCAAUGCUGUAAUAACCAGGAACUGCUAUUGUGGGAUCGUCGUCAGGCCUUUGUUUCGGUACGCCAGGGAGUUCUCGCAACAUUGCAAAAUAGUGAUAGACGGUUUCACCAGAUAAACUACGAUUUGGAUCUGGACCUUGAUUCAAUCUGGAGAGAAUUCCCCAAUAUGCCGACCCCACCACCUUGUCUCGCAGCCAACCACCACAGUCUCCGUUCAGUCAAACCUAAUAGCAUGCCAAAACAUGCAAGAUACGGGGCCAAGAGGCCUCCCUUCAUCGAAUGCCUGUUCUAUCCUAGCUAUGAAAGCAAGUGCUCCUUCAGCUGGACCGGACCGGAUCCUCUGUCCCCUGACACCUGCGCCGAUGAUAUGUUCCUCUACGUGUCGGCAUUCUUCCUUUUUGAGCGCAUGGACUGGAUAGAAAUCCGCCUCAGCAAGCUCAACAUAGAAAAUAAUGAGGUCGUGGAAGAGUACCCGUUUUUCCUUCCACGGGUUGAAUCGAUGCUGGGGAAUCUACCCAGAACCCGUGGUCAGAUACAUGAUAUCAUAUUGCAGAGUAACCACGUGGAAAGUGUUGGAGAAACCCGAUUUCAACUGUCGAUGUGGCCACGGACUGAAAGUUCACAGAAUUCUGCUAUGCGGGGUGCGAUCCCUCUAUCUUACAUCGACUCUUCCAUGCAUGUAUCUUCACUUAAUCCGCAGCUUUUUGUGCAAAAUAUUGUAGGAAACUGGGGGAUGUGA
This is a messenger RNA of Penicillium concentricum, 1131 nucleotides long. RefSeq lists its product as uncharacterized. Lineage: Eukaryota; Fungi; Ascomycota; Eurotiomycetes; Eurotiales; Aspergillaceae. Bases 1 to 1131 code for a protein of 376 amino acids. The transcript is spliced from 3 exons. The record is from RefSeq and is a predicted model, not a curated record.